AGAGCCGACUGCAGUCUCUGGCUCUCCCUCCUUCCUGUGAAGAGGUUUCUGUCUCUACUGGAGGGUGCGUGUAUGCGGCGGCGCAAUGGGGCUGAUACACCCCGUCACGCUCACGGCGCUGCUGUGGCCGCCUGUCGCCUACCUUCUGUGUCAGCGCUUCGACCUUCUCGACGCCAUCAACUUGUCCAUGUUUGAGGCUGCCGCCUUCUCCUUCGGCGGCCUGCUCCUGUGGCUGCGCUCUCGCUACCUCGGCACCACGUACCUCAACGAGCGGCAAGCCCGAAAGACAACAUUUCUGCGCGGCGUACGACGGGACGUCGUGCCUCAGAGUCGUGGAGGCGGAGGGGCCUUGUCGUCGUCGCCCUCCCACGAAAAGGGAAAGGAGGAGGAAGAGCAGCCAGCUCCACGUACGGUGGCUCGAUUGGCGCCGGUGCUGCCCGCCUUCAUGGCCUGCUGCUUCUUUCUCCUGAGCUCGUGUUGUGUGAUGUCAGCCGUUGUGCACACCAUCUGGUAUGUUCGCAGCGAAUACCCCGUGCCGUGA
Messenger RNA from Leptomonas pyrrhocoris, 541 nucleotides. RefSeq lists its product as hypothetical. The transcript has a single exon. The coding region runs from base 86 to 541 and encodes 151 amino acids. NCBI's taxonomy places the organism in Eukaryota, Euglenozoa, Kinetoplastea, Trypanosomatida, Trypanosomatidae. The record is from RefSeq and is a predicted model, not a curated record.